AUGGAGUAUUACGAGCUAUGCAAAUUAGACGAAACUAUACCUUUGAAAAAACAGAAUCCAUUCGCUCCUAAACCUCCAUUUAGAUUAGGAGUUGCGGGCACCUCUGAGUCAGGAAAGACAAAGAUGGUAGUACGUUUGCUCCUAGAAAGUAAAUAUCCUAAAAUAUAUCCAUGGAUGUCUGGUGAAAAACGUGGUCAUAAAAUACCAAAAGGCGGAAGCAAAAAUUUUGGUGAAAGGUAUAUUCCAUGUGAUGAUCUAAUUGUUGUUGCGCAACACCAAGAUGAAGAGCUAUGGGAAACAGUACAAUGUUUUUAUGAAUUUAUAGCCAUGGAUAAGCAAGCUCCAUGGUAUGAAAAUGUGAGAUUCAAGCUAAUCACGCCUGAAGAACUACCUGAUAUUUCAUUAUUUAAAAGAACUGGCCGAUUUAUUCUUAUAGUCUUUGAUGAUCUUGCCGGGGAACCUCUGGCAACUCAGCUAAAAAUUAUUCCUUUCUUUAGGUCAGAUAGUAUAAAACGAAUUCUUAAAGAUAUGUAUGAUGAUUAUGAGUCUCUAGCAAAAAAAGUUUAUGAAGUGAUAAAAAAACAUUUCGUGGUUAUUGAUAUCCGAAGACCACCUGACGACCCCUUAUCAAUUAGAUUUAGAUGGGACAAACCUUUAAAGGACUGGCAAAAUGAUUGA
This is a messenger RNA of Ambispora gerdemannii, 678 nucleotides long. The record is from the annotation of a GenBank genome assembly. Lineage: Eukaryota; Fungi; Glomeromycota; Glomeromycetes; Archaeosporales; Ambisporaceae.